Camellia sinensis is the source of this 1068-nucleotide messenger RNA. The record is from RefSeq and is a predicted model, not a curated record. NCBI's taxonomy places the organism in Eukaryota, Viridiplantae, Streptophyta, Magnoliopsida, Ericales, Theaceae.
AUGCAGAAUUCAAAUUCAAAAAUGCCACGACAAAAGGGUGCCAAUGAUGAACCCCCAAGUGAUGAUAUUGGUUGGAAAUUCGGAACUCAAGUUGAAGGCACUAGGUAUCAUAUUAUUUGCAAAUUUUCUGGACAUCACAUUAAACGUGGGAUUACGCGUUUCAAACAACAUUUAGCACAUCAAACGGGGCAAGUGCAUUCUUGUCCUAAUGUUAGCAGAGACGUGAUGCAAGAAAUGAUGAAACAUUUACAAAACAAGAAAAUGAGUAAAGCAGACAAACAAAAGAGAAAAGUUGAAUUGGAAGCACAUAUUAGGAGAGAUGAUCUCUGUGAUGAGGAUGAAUGGGGAGAUUUUGUAGAUCUUCGAGACGAUGACUCUGACUCUAAUCCAGAGAUGACCAGGGCUAGACAAGCAAAAUCCGUACGUGAAACUGGUGGGGGUGGACGUAAUUGGAUUAAGCCGAAUGCUCCUGAAGCAAGGUUGAGGGCAAUGGAUGUAGAACUCCAAAAGAGCAAGAUUGAUUUAGAGUAUACACAACCCAUGCUUGAUGUAGCUGCUGAAGUAGGGCCAGGAGUAAAAGGUCCUAGUGCUUAUGAAGUUUCUGAAGUAUAUUUGGGCAUGGAGCAUGAUGAAAUGACUGAAUGGAUAGGAUCAUUCAAGGGAAUUUGGGCAGAGGGAGGUGUAUCCAUCAUGUGUGAUGGUUGGAGCAAUCUAACUUGGCAACACAUCAUCAACUUCUUAGUGUACUGCAAUAGAGGUACUAUAUUUCACAAAUCAAUUGAUGCCUCUAAUAUUAUUAGUAGGACUGUUGAAUAUUAUUUUGGGUUGUUAGAUAAAGUUGUUGAUGAAAUUGGAGAACAAUACGUUGUUCAAGUUGUAACUGAUAAUGAACCUGCACUGAAAGCUGCCGGUAAAAUGUUAAUGAGAAAAAGGAAACAUUUAUAUUGGACAGCUUGUUCAGCACAUUGUAUCGAUCUCAUGCUAAAAGACAUAGCCAAUAAGAAAAGUGUAGCAAAGGUGAUUGAAGAUGGUAAAACCAUCACCAAUUUCAUUUAUAAUAGUGGAUGA